AUGAACCAGACCCUGAACAGCAGCCGGAACCCGGAGCAGGCUCUGAGCGGUUCCGAGGUCGACGCGCUGCACGUGGUCUACCUCGCGGCCAGUUCCCUGGCCAUGUUCACCAGCGUGUGCGGGGCGGCAGGCAACGGCGCAGUGGUCUGGCUGCUGACUGUCGGCGUACAGAGGACCCCCUUCUGCACCUACAUGCUCAACCUGGCUGUGGCCGACCUCCUCUUCCUCCUGUGCAUGGCCUCCAUGCUGACCCUGGAGACCCCGUCCCUGGCCGACUCCCACACCAAGGUCCACGAGGUGGUGAGGCGGGUGAUGUACUUCGCCUACACCGCCAGCCUGAGCCUGCUCACGGCCAUCAGCGUCCAGCGCUGCCUGUCCGUCCUGUUCCCCCUCUGGUACAAGUGCCGCCGCCCCAGGCACCUGUCCACCGUGGUGUGCUCCCUGCUCUGGGCGCUGGCCCUCCUCAUGAACACCCUGACCACUCUCUUCUGCCUCAGGUUCUGGCGGCACGACGAAGGCCGCUGCUUCACGGUGGACACGGCCAUGGGCACCCUCAUCAUGGGGGUCUUCACGCCUGCCAUGACCGUGUCCGGCAUCACCCUCUAUGUCCGGGUGCGGAGAAGCGCCCUGCUGUGGCGGCGGCGGCCCCGGCGGCUGCUGGUGGUCAUCCUGGCCUCCAUCUUGGUCUUCCUCGUGGGCUCCCUGCCGCUGGGCAUCUACUGGUUCGUGCUGUUCUGGCUGCCCCUGCCCAGGGAGGCGAAGCUCCUGUACAUCUGCUUGUCGCGCCUCUCCUCGGCCAUCAGCAGCAGUGCCAACCCCGACAUCUACUUCCUGGUGGGCAGCCGGAGGACCCGGAGGCUGGCCGAGUCCCUGAAGGUCGUGCUGGGCCGGGCGCUGCAAGAGGAGCCCGAGCCCGAGGGAAGGGAGACGCCGUCCAYGGGACCCAGCGAGGGGCUCUGA
Messenger RNA from Urocitellus parryii (Arctic ground squirrel), 960 nucleotides. RefSeq names its product MAS related GPR family member D (gene Mrgprd). Lineage: Eukaryota; Metazoa; Chordata; Mammalia; Rodentia; Sciuridae. Gene Ontology annotation, biological process: G protein-coupled receptor signaling pathway. Gene Ontology annotation, cellular component: plasma membrane. Gene Ontology annotation, molecular function: G protein-coupled receptor activity. The record is from RefSeq and is a predicted model, not a curated record.